AUGGCUCCUCGCUGCGGCGCCGGCCACUGCGGCUGCGACGGGAGGGCGCCGCCCCCCGGGCCACCUGGGCCGCCGCUGUCGCCCUCCGCCGCGGGCACCUGCGCCGCCUCGGCGCCCCCGGGCCGUCACACGCCGCGCAUCGCGUCCCUCGGGCGGGCUUUUGUCUCCCGCGGAGCCGCCCCCGCCGCCGCGGCGCAGGGUGCAGGCGCCCGGCGCCCCCCCCCCGGCCCGGGCUCGCCCUGCGGCUGCCGCGGGCCGCGCCCCCGCCGCGCCCCGGCCCCCCGGCUCGGCCUCGGCUCCCGCUCCCGCUCCCGCUCCCGCUCCCGGGCGCGCCUCGGAGGCGCAGGCGGGACGCGGGCUUCCCCGGGAGUCGCUGCCGGCGCGGCCGCCUGGCUGUCCCCGCAGUCCCCGCUCUGUCGCCGCCGCCGCCGCCGCCGCCGCCAGCCUGCAGCGGCGGGAGGGCCCCUGGCCACGCCCCUGGCCACGCCCCCGGCCACGCCCCCUCCCCAGGCCACGCCCCCGGGCCGCCCGGCGCCUCCCCGCCGCGCGCGCCGCUUUCGCGCCUUCCGAGCCCUGGUGGUGGCCACGGUACCCAGGAAGCGGUCCAGCAUUUGCCUCCCAGGCCUCAUGCUUUCCUACCCCGAAUGA
Messenger RNA from Canis lupus familiaris (dog), 648 nucleotides. Its product is annotated as basic proline-rich protein-like. The transcript is spliced from 2 exons. The record is from RefSeq and is a predicted model, not a curated record. NCBI's taxonomy places the organism in Eukaryota, Metazoa, Chordata, Mammalia, Carnivora, Canidae. The coding region runs from base 1 to 648 and encodes 215 amino acids.